CGUACUCCAAAUGCUUUUCACAGUGAAAGAAAGCUGAGGGAGAGCCACGCCGUCGCCACUGCGAAGCUGAAUAAAGCCGUUCACCGCUGCCUCCUUCAGCAACCUUUGUGUUUUUUUAUCUCUACUAAAUCUAAAAAUCAAAAGGGCCACCCACUUCUCUCACUCGGGCAUCAAGAAGCCCUUUUCUGAAGUUGCCCUCCAGACGAGAGAAUCCCGCCCUAUUUUCCUCUCCCACUCUCAAUCCUCGCAGGAUAUUGAGGCAAGUAUAGAUCACGCAUGGCUGAAUUAAGCCUUGGUGUGCUUAUAGAUAUUGUGGAUGAGGAAUGGAUGAGAGACACUCUGCCUGUUGAUGAUCUUCCAUUGCCACCUGUACUGGUUGCUCGAACUGAAGAUACAGAAGACUCGAACCAGGAGAACCAACAACUUGAUGGAGAUACUUGGCAUGAUCUUGCAUUGGGCGCUCAAUGAGGCUUUUGGACAUAAGGAGGGUUUUAUCACUAAGUUUUGGUUUCUGUAAGUCUGGAAAGUGAAUAAAGAAAGGGCAUUUGGCAUUUAAACAUCAACUUCUCUUGUCCUUUCCACUUUCCUCUCCUUCUGUCGCCCUUGUCCUCCCAAACCCCUCCCAAACCCCAGUUCCUAUUCCAAGGGAAAAACCUGAAGAAUAACUUUAUGGUCAUUGACAUUAUAAGCAGGUUUUAUAUUUGCAUUGUGACCAGGUAAACUAGAUCAAGGCUGUUCAUAUAUGAUGGAUGAAGCAUAUAUGCUUUAGGGAAGAAAGGGUUUCAUCAGAAUUGUGUAGUGUUUUUUCUGGGUGGAUGGAGAACAAGUGGGAAGUUAGUAAGUGCUACAAGAUCCCUCUAGGUGGCUCUCACCACAUUUUUUGUUGCUUUCCAAUUUGAUAGCUGCGGAUUUCAUAAGCUUGGCUUGCAAAUUCCUUUCAAAAUAGACAGAUUUUCAGUUGCUUUGCACUGGGCUAUAGAGCAGGAGCUCAUAUGUUCCAUGGCUUAAGAAAUUUAUGCUGUGAGGCACACUUUAUGGGAGAUGAAGGAAUUACCAAUGUUAGAUGCUUA
Molecule: messenger RNA, 1070 nt
Organism: Vitis riparia (riverbank grape)
Lineage: Eukaryota; Viridiplantae; Streptophyta; Magnoliopsida; Vitales; Vitaceae
Product: anaphase-promoting complex subunit 13-like
Exons: 4
Coding region: 277-468 (63 amino acids)
Biological process (GO): protein K11-linked ubiquitination
Cellular component (GO): anaphase-promoting complex
Source: RefSeq, a predicted model, not a curated record